CUCCAGUGUCUAGUACAGUAGAUCAGAUGCUGCAUCAGCCAGGCACACUCAUAACGUGUUGAUCCUCUAGGCAGCGUUUCUCUUAGGAUUGCUGCAGAUAUUUUGUUUGGGUCAGUCAGAGGUGCCAGGUGACUCGACGUCGGAUAAAGUCGUGUUGACCGAGAGAAGAAAACACUGGAAGCGAGACUACAGCCUAAAGGUCUUUGAUCUCCUGGGAUGGCUCAGACCCGAUGGUCAAUUAGGGUCCAAUGAGCCCAGCAUCGGAUCGCAUACAUUAUGCUUAAAGCCAAAACCACUUGACCAUCACAUAAGGCUCUAUGAGAGGAGUGUCACACACUGAUUUUGGAUCAUAAUGAUCUUUGCCUGUAGCUGUUUUGUAUUCAAACUGAUUGGACAUCAGUAGGAGUUUUGCACAUGCUCAGUCGAGCCUGUCUGGUGUUUUGUAGCAUCAUCGGGAAACGCUUUUUCCUCUCUCCUCCAAGAGCAUGCCCUCUGAACCUCCUCCCAGCUCCCAGGAUAUGCUGACAGGACAGAGGCUGUGUCAAUCCAAAUCCCACCAGGACUCUGUCCUCUCUGCCCUUAAUCAGCAGCGCAAAGAUGGACUGCUCUGUGAUGUCACACUGGUUGCUGGGGAACAGAAGUUUCAUGCUCACAAGGCGGUUUUGGCAGCAUGCAGCGAUUACUUCCGGGCUAUGUUCAGUCUUUGCAUGGUGGAGAGUGAGGCAGAUGAGGUAACUCUACAAGGUGUGACUAGUGUGGGACUGAAGCAUGCACUAGACUUCGCCUACACGGGCCAGAUCAUGCUGGAGCCAGGAGUGAUACAGGACGUCCUGUCUGCAGGAAGCCACCUUCAGCUACUGGAGCUGCUUAGCCUUUGUUCCAACUAUCUCAUUCAGGAGCUAAACAGUUUUAACUACCUGGACCUGUACAGACUGGCAGACCUUUUCCACUUGCCGGCCCUGGAGGAAGCCGUGGUGGGCUUUUUGGUAGACCACCUCUCUGAGCUUCAUCAGAGCCGACAAGAAGAGGUGCUCCUUCUACCUUAUCGCCUUCUCAGGGAGGUCCUAAAAAGCGACCGCCUCACCUCUCUCAGCGAGGAGGAGAUAUGGCAGUUGCUGGUGCGUUGGUUGGAGCAUGACUGUAAAUACCAAUACAUGGAGGAACUGCUGCAACACGUGCGCUAUGGGCUGAUGGAGGUCUCCACCCUGCACCGUGUGGCCAACGGUCACCCCGUACUCGACUCCAGCAGCACUGUCGCCGCCCUGGUGGAGGAAGCGCUGGAUUACCACCGGUCCGUAUUUGCGCAGCCCCUGCGUCAAACACCCCGCACCACCCCUCGGUUCCAGUCGCUGACGCUGUAUAUCAUCGGUGGGCGAAAACGGGAAGUUAGCCGCGUACGAGAGCUGCGGUUUUUCAACCCUGCCAUGCAGGAGCACAUGCGUGUCGCUGGGGGUUCGAACUGGAGCGAGCUGGCCCCCAUGCCUGCUGGGCGAAGUCACCACUGUGUGGCUGUCAUGGGAAACUUCCUGUUUGUGGCUGGUGGGGAGGUGGAACACGCCACCGGGAGGACGUGUGCGGUGAGGACGGCGUGUCGGUAUGAUCCUAGGGUAAACCGAUGGACUGAUAUUGCAUCGAUGAAGGCAUGUAGGGAGCACUUUGUACUGGGAGCUCUGGGACAAUAUCUCUAUGCCGUUGGGGGCAGAAAUGAAUUGAGGCAGGUUCUGCCCAGUGUGGAACGUUAUUGCCCGAAGAGGAACAAGUGGACGUAUGUGCAACCGUUUGACCGCUCCUUGUCCUGCCAUGCGGGUUGUGUGGCAGAUGGUCUGCUCUGGGUCUCAGGUGGAGUCACAAACACAGCUCAGUACCAAAAUCGACUGAUGGUCUAUAAUCCAGACCAGAAUCAGUGGCUAUCACGCAGUCCCAUGUUGCAGCGAAGGGUGUAUCACGUGAUGGCAGCGGUAAGAAGGCAUCUGUAUGUGCUGGGAGGAAACGAUCUGGACUACAACAAUGACCGAAUCCUGGUUAGACACAUCGACUCAUAUGACAUUGACAUGGACCAGUGGACCCGCUGCACCUUCAGUCUUCUCACAGGCCAAAAUGAAGCAGGAGUGUCGGUCCACGAUGAUCGCAUCUAUGUGGUUGGUGGAUAUUCUAUUUGGACGAAUGAGCCGCUCGCCUGUAUUCAGGUGUUAGACGUGAGCACCAAAGGAAAAGAAGAGGUGUUUUAUGGACCAACACUCCCAUUUGCGUCAAAUGGAGUAGCAACAUGUUUCUUGCCUGCCCCGUACUUCACCUGCCCCAACCUGCAGACCUUACAAGUUCCACAUCACAGGAUAGGUGCUCUCUAACCUGCACUGUUUUUGACUUUCUGGAUGUUUAUAUUGGCACAGAUGCACUAUGAACCAAUGACAUCAUGUUUAAAGCCUAUUGUACCUAUACAAAAGGUUCUUUGAAUUGUGAUCGGUGACAUAAUGGAUGUAGAGUUCUUUCUGGAAAUCCUUACAAACAAGGUGAAGAGUGGAGAAUUUACUUCUAAACUUCACUUCGGCUUUCCUUUCCAUGCAUUUUUUAAACUAUACAGUGGAUUUGCUAUGGUGCUGCACCAAGGGCCCAUUUUAACAAUCAGUUUUUCUAUUUGACUCAGUCCCAAAAGGGUAACUUGAUGUGGAUCUGCGCUCUUACGCCCUCUCGUCUGUGUGUGUGCAUCAAGUCCACAAGACUGUUGUGUGUCCCUUGUGUCAUUUUAUGGUUCAUAAUCUUGUUUCACAGCAGACUGCUACACAACAAUCGAUGCAAGAACUGCAAGGGCGAUAUUUAGGACAGGGCUGAAGUGUGCUUAGUCUUAUGGUCCACUAGUUGGACGUCUCCGUACAAAGAUGUUUCGGAAUGUCUUGCAACUUAAUCCAGAUUCACUUAAAUGUCAGUUAAUUUCCUUUUUAUUCCAUGUAGUGUUGCGCGAUAUGCCCCAUAGUGAUAGUAUCGUCUGUCGCCACAACCCCAAUUCCAUGUCGUUUCUCAGUCUGUACUGUACUUUCUGUCAAAACUCAGGAUGAAGAUUGUACAAUUGUUUACCGAAUGUAAAUGAGCACUGCUAACAACAAAUGCAGCAAAUGCACAAAUACAUCAUCUUGAUUGUUCUCAAUCCUACCACCCAUUCCAUAAGAAAACAUAAUGUACACUUUUUUACAUGUCUGUAAUAAAUACAAUUUUACAGUGGGCGAAGAUUGA
Molecule: messenger RNA, 3228 nt
Organism: Misgurnus anguillicaudatus (oriental weatherfish)
Lineage: Eukaryota; Metazoa; Chordata; Actinopteri; Cypriniformes; Cobitidae
Gene: klhl32
Product: kelch-like family member 32
Molecular function (GO): protein binding
Source: RefSeq, a predicted model, not a curated record